AUGUCUCUCUGGCCACCGCGAUUCACAUCUCUAACUUCGGGCUCUUCGGGAAACGCAAACAGGCCGCCUCCUGCAUCCCCUCCACGCGCUUCGAGAGAUCAACAACCGCCGCUCUCCCCACGGCCCACCCAAUCCUCGAGUCCACGACAGCAGCCACACACGCGUGCCGUCAGCCACCCGUUACCGAGGAUUUUCGGAAAGAAGAAAAGUGCACCCGUCUUGAGAAGUAUUCCUCUUGAUGAACACUUGGUACCUGUGCUGGACGCUGGUCCUUCCGGAGCGUCUGCAACCGACAAGCCCAUCGGAGGUCGCAAGAGAGAUGAAGAGUUGAUUACACGCCAAUGCAUGUGCUGCGAUAACAAAGUCCGCUUUCCUCGCCAUCUCCACGUCUUUCGCUGCACCAGUUGCUUGACCAUCAACGACAUUGAGCCCUAUGUCAAGGAGGCCCGCGGUCCCAAGUCUGGAACAUAUCCAGCUCAGCAGCAGGGUCCGCGACUCGAACGUAGUCGAGCCAUCAUCGAUCGCUGUCUGAUCACCUACCUUGAAGCACGAUGCCGAAGAGGAGAUGCUCCAACCUUGCGAAGUGCUUCGGGCCUUCCGGAUCCUUUCGUUGGUGGUGACUCAACAACAGAACAUGCAACUCUGCAUCCACCUCCACGCUUCGAGCAGUCGCCUCCUGAGACGCCUGAGCUCCCUUCGGCAACCUUGAAGACUCCCGAUGAUUUCCAAUAUUUCUCAUACAAGGCUUCUCCUUCACCGAACAAGAGUCCUUCAAGACCCAAGACUGCUGCCUCGUCAUACACCGCUCCACAUAUGCCUCCAGUGCCACCGAUGCCUCCUCUGCCGCCAAACAGAAGACCUCCUCCACCACCUGGCUUUCAUUCCGCACCCCUUCCCAUGCGUCCUACGCCUCCUGUCUACGACGGCCCCAACUCUCAGCGUUACGAUCGUGUCAAGGUCAUCUUUAAGCCUCUUGAGGAUUAUAUGCUCAGCAGUUUUGGCGAUUACAACUGUCUUAACACUUGUUUCAGUACUGUACGGCAUCCGAUUGCUACACGCAGGAGGAGUGAGAGUGCUAUCAAAACUCCCNCUAGUGAAGCGGUCGAGGCUCUUACUCAAAACAUUAUAGAUUCAUUUUCCCAGCUCGAUGCAAAGACACUACUUCUUGGUGAUUUCGCAGAGAAUGGCGACUGGUGGACAGGUCGAGUCGCUCGCGAUUGUUCGGACAAACCUGACAAACGUGGCCACCAGAGCUCAGAAGGCAGGCGCUUGACCACUUCAAGGUCUCCUCACAUUGACUGGGAACAGCUCUUCCAUUGGUACGAUGUUAUUCACACUGCUGGGUCUAGGUGGCGCGACAGAGUUGCAAACAUCAGGGAUGUUGACCAGGAGAAGGUUCACGAACAUAUCCGCGGUCCUGUCAAUGCUAAGGAGAUUGAUGAAGAUAUUGCAGAAGCCCGACUCCAUGCCGAACGAGCUUUGCUGAAAAUUACCGAGAACAUUUUAAAACGACCUACUCGACCUCUGGUUGAACCAGACAAUGUACGCUUCCUGCUUAUCGUCUUGGCAAAUCCUUCAUUAUACCCUCUAAUGCGGACAACCUGCAACCGACCGCCAGUGCCACGCACUCCUUCUGGGCUCAAGAGCUCAACUCUGGCGCCGCCAUCUACUCUGAAGCUUCCAUCUCCACAGAAGCCGUCAGGUACUCCCAUCGGGAACGAGCCAGGGCAGCAUGCUGGCAUACUCAAGCGUAUCUUUGGCUUGAUCGCCAAUUCUUCUGAUAAUUGUCAUCGCUGCCUUACCAAUUGGUUCAGUAGACUACCAGAGCAACAAUUUGUCAAGAUGGUUGAUCUGGUCGCGAGGUUCGUCACAUAUCGACUUUCGCGACGGAAGAGCCGACCUCGCAGUGUCAUACCUCAAGAUGGUGGCCUCAUUCCUGAUUUGUCUGGAUCUGCGAGGAACACUUUCGCUCAACUCCAGUCGGCAACUGGACUGAGUGGUAGCGGAAGUGGAGCUGGGAGAAACAAGAUGCCACAGAUGGAGACUAUAAGCGUGAUCGACUAUAGUGAAGACUGGCAAUUGAAGGCUGCUGCCAAAAUAAUGGCAAUGUUGUUUGCUGCAAAUAACACAUGGCAGACGAAGAGAGCUGGCCUCACUCCUGCUCAGACAAGCCUGAACUCCCUUUCUAAACCACGUACAAAGAUGCACGGACAACUGUUGCCUACCUCGGAUUUCUAUAACACGCUACUCGACUAUUACGAUCUGGUCGCAGAUUUCAAGGCUUGGGAGUCGAAGAAAGCGAAGUUCACCUUUUGUCAAUACCCACUCUUCCUUUCUAUGGGCGCCAAAAUUCGACUCAUGGAGUACGACGCUCGUCGACAGAUGGAGAUCAUGGCUCGUGAGGCUUAUUUCGACUCUGUCACCACGCGCAGAUCUAUCGAUGGUUACUUCCACCUUCGUGUGAGACGUGAGUGCAUGGUUGAUGACAGUCUGAAGCAAAUCAGCGGUGCUGUAGGAUCGGGUCCAGAGGAGCUAAAGAAAGGUCUCAAAGUUCACUUCACGGACGAAGAAGGUGUUGAUGCAGGUGGUUUGAGAAAAGAGUGGUUUUUGACAGUAGUCAGGGAUAUCUUCGACCCUAAUCAUGGCAUGUUUCUAUAUGAUGAUGACUCGGGCUUCUGUUACUUCAAUCCAUCAUCUUUCGAGACGAGCGAUCAAUACUACCUCGUGGGAGCUCUCCUCGGACUCGCAAUUUACAACUCGACCAUCUUGGAUGUAGCGCUUCCGCCAUUCGCCUUUCGCAAACUGCUCGCUUCGGCCCCUCCUUCGACUCAAAAUCCUGCUCUUCCGUCGAGUGGUAGGACUCAAGUAACCUAUACUCUCGAAGAUUUGGCAGAAUGGCGGCCUAUGCUGUCAAAGGGUUUGCGCGAUCUUCUAGAGUUCGAUGGCGACGUCGAAGCAACCUACUGCAGAGACUUUGUCGCAAGUGUCGAGCGGUAUGGUGCAGUGACGGAUGUUCCACUCAUCCCUGGCGGUGAAGCGAUACCGGUCACCAACGAGAACCGCCGUGAGUAUGUUGACGCCUACGUACGCUACCUGCUCGACGCAUCUGUGGCUAGACAGUUUGAGCCCUUCAAGCGUGGCUUCUUCACCGUGUGUGCUGGCAACGCUCUUUCCCUUUUCCGUGCUGAGGAGAUCGAGCUCAUGGUUCGCGGUUCUGAUGAGGCUCUUGAUGUUGACUCGCUCAAGGCGGUUGCUGUGUACGAAAACUGGCGCGAGGUUUCUCCACCGCACAAGCCUCUGCCUAACCCUGCCGAUCAAGUGCCGGUGAUAUCCUGGUUCUGGGACUGUUUUCGAAGUGCCACGCCCGAAGCACAGCGAAAGCUUCUUGGUUUCAUUACUGGUUCCGAUCGCAUACCUGCUGUCGGUGCCACAAAUCUUGUUCUUCGCAUUGUCUGCGGUGGUGAUGGAACUGCUGGCCAAGGACAGAGCGAAGGCAAGGAUAAAGAGAGGUUCCCUAUCGCGCGAACGUGCUUCAAUAUGUUGGUGCUUUGGGGCUAUGAGAGCAAAGAGAAGCUCGAAGAGAAGCUUUGGCGGGCUGUGUCUGAGAGCGAAGGGUUUGGAUUGAAGUGA
Molecule: messenger RNA, 3630 nt
Organism: Aureobasidium vineae
Lineage: Eukaryota; Fungi; Ascomycota; Dothideomycetes; Dothideales; Saccotheciaceae
Source: the annotation of a GenBank genome assembly